AGGUUACGUGUGACACUUCAGCAUUAUUUCGAUCUGACCCGCAUCGAAUGAAAGCUGAGUUAUUUUCGUCUUAUCGUAGAUUGGACGCUCAUUCAAUGCAUACACCGACAAUUUUGCAUUUGUGCAAAGAAUUCUUAUCGGAUUGAACAUCACAAUAUUGCGCGCGUAAUCUCAACAUGGACAGUGUGAAAAGAGUAUUGCGCCCACGGCAACCAAAAAACCAAAUCAAAAAGAUCCAAAAAAGGAAUGUGGUCAAAGCGAAGAAAGCCGAACUGAUGAUGGAACAAAAGAAAGUUCCGUUGAAGACAAUUUUUAAGAAAGUCAAAAGCGGUGAUGAUGGAUCGCAUGAUAUUUACAUGAUUAAAGGCGUGAACGAGACGGAACGAGUCACAUCGGAUGUUACAACCGAUACUACUGAGCAGAAUUCCGCUGAAUUUACGUCGAAUGCCGCAGCGAACAGUCCUCAAAUUCCUGAUUUUGUCACUGAAGAAAUUGCCACGUUAAUCAACUGCAGUGACUUUUCCACAUUCUUCAAUUUUGCACUGGACAACAACGCACCGGAUGAAGCCUUGGCCUUGCUCAAUCUUUAUUCAUCCGCUUCUGUGAGAAAUACUUUGACACCAACUGACAACUCCGCCAAAUCAGCGAACGCUUUGCAUAGCCCUCUUGACCGAUCCACCGAGGAGAACAGAACUCAAAAUUCGACGCUGAACUCAGUACCAACAAAUCAAAUUUCGAACAACGAGCCACUUCCUUCGAGUAUGGCUGCCAUUACGACACCGACAAUUUGUUUGACGCCCAAUCAAUGCGAAAUUCCUGUGGAACAUUUUACCACUACGAGUGGGCAGGACGUCUGGAUGGCAGACAAUGAAUUUAUGUCAACAACAUCUUGCAGCUCAACUCGAUUCGAUGAAAUAAGGAGCAACGAGAUAUUCGGCGAGAGAUUCAUUUACGCCAAGCGGACGAUUCCGCCAGUAAAGGUCUUAGAAGAGAUACUUGGUCCGCGACAGCUCGUACCUUUGUACAGAAUACGAUCGACUUCACAUUCAAUAUUUCAGUGUCAUGUUGUUGUCAAUGGUCUGGAUGCCAACGGAUCUGGAACGUCCAAAGAGCAUGCAAGUAAUUUGGCCGCGCUGUCACUUCUGGACAAAUUGAUCAGCACCAAUUUUUUCGGUAAUGUCAUCGGCCGGUUACAGGAGUUCUGUGCGACUAUUAGUUGGCCACUGCCAAAAUACACAGAGGAAAUGGCAGGUCGGACGUUGAUCAAAAAUGAAUAUGUGUUCAUCGUUGCCUGUUCGGUGAAACAAUACAGUGAAAUUGGACAGGGAAGAAGCAAAAGAAUGGCAAAAAUUUUUGCCGCUUAUAAGAUGUGGUACAAACUAACCGGCAAAAAUUAAGAGAAACCAUUACGUUCGUCCUUAUUGUUGUAUACCGCCUAUCGCAAAUUGUUUUAUUUUUUUUUGUUGAAUUUAAUCUUACGGAAAUGGACUGCUACAAAGGCUACAUUCAUGAAUAAAUCGUUGAACAUGAACA
This is a messenger RNA of Bradysia coprophila, 1533 nucleotides long. RefSeq lists its product as uncharacterized. Gene Ontology annotation, molecular function: double-stranded RNA binding; siRNA binding. Gene Ontology annotation, biological process: regulation of regulatory ncRNA processing; siRNA processing. Lineage: Eukaryota; Metazoa; Arthropoda; Insecta; Diptera; Sciaridae. The record is from RefSeq and is a predicted model, not a curated record. Gene Ontology annotation, cellular component: nucleus; RISC complex; RISC-loading complex.